UCGCUUGCGGGGAUCGUAGAGUCGGGCCGCAGAAACCAAGCACCCGACCCCUACCCUUCUCGAGUAGAGGCGUGAGGAGAAGGCGAGGCGGAGCCACGAGAAAUUCCCGGUUGGCCACAGCUCGGGCGCGGUGCCUGUGACGUCAUCACCUUUUGUAGGAGGCCACUGUCAAGAUGGAGUUUCCAGCCCAGUGAAAGCAAGGACCAGCCCGUGACCCCAUAAAGCAUGAUCUCCUUCUGUCCAGAGUGUGGCAAAAAUAUCGAAGCAGCUUUUAAAUUCUGCCCCUACUGCGGGAAACCUUUGCCUACAGAGGAGCCCGCAAAGUCCCCGACCUGUGGCAGACAGCUUGUGUCGUCCUUCCGAGGCUCGAAGAGAGAGUGCACCGUCAGUUCUGAAAGCUCUCCCAAGAAAGUGAAGUGGUCCAACAUUGUCAUCUCGUCCCAGUCAUCCUUCCUCUCUGACGGUCACAGUGCUGAGGCUGAAGAUGCCGUGAGUUCUUCCAAGACAUGCCGGGCCAGGAGUGGAUCCCCUACCCCCAAAAGCAGCCCACAGUCCACCAAGCGAAGCCCUCAAACACUGAAGCGGAGCCGGGCAACCACCUCGCUCGAGGCUCUGCCCUCGGGGACAGAGCUGACAGACAAGAACGGGCAGUGCUGGAGGCUGGGAGCCCUGCAGACCAGGGACAACCAAGGCAUUCUCUAUGAAGCUGAGCCUGCCUCUGUCCUCCCCUGCAAGUCAAAGUCUCAGAAAUACCAGUUCUCCCUCAAACUGGAUGCCAAAGAUGGGCGCCUGUUCAAUGAGCAGAACUUCUUCCAGCGGGCUGCCAAGCCUCUGCAAGUGAACAAGUGGAAGAAGCUGUCCUCGACCCCGCUCUUGGCCAUCCCUGCCUGUCUGGGUUUCGGUGUUCACCAGGACAAGUACAGGUUCCUGGUGUUCCCCAGACUGGGGAGGAGCUUACAGUCAGCCCUGGAUAAGAGCCCGAAGCAUGUGAUUUCGGAGAAGUGUGUGUUCCAGGUGGCCUGCCGGCUGCUGGAUGCCCUGGAAUUCCUGCACGAGAAUGAGUAUGUUCAUGGAAAUCUGACAGCAGAGAAUAUCUUUGUGAAUCCAGAGGAUCUGAGCCAGAUGACCCUGGUAGGCUAUGGCUUCUCCUUCCGCUAUUGCCCAAGUGGUAGACAUGUGGCCUACACAGAAGGCAGCAGGAGCCCACACGAGGGGGACCUCGAGUUCAUUAGCAUGGACCUACACAAAGGAUGUGGGCCUUCCCGCCGCAGUGACCUCCAGUCCCUUGGCUACUGUGUGCUGAAGUGGCUUUAUGGGUCCCUGCCAUGGACAAAUUGCCUUCCCAACACCGAGGAGAUCAUGAAGCAGAAGCAGAAGUAUGUUGACACCCCAGAGCUACUCAUGAGACUGUACGGUCACUGCAGCAGGGUCUCAGAGGCCCUGCAGCAGUACCUGAAGGUGGUGAUGGCCCUCAGGUACGAGGAGAAGCCACCGUACGCCAUGCUGAGGAACGGCCUGGAAGCCCUGCUGCAGGAUCUGCAGGUGUCAGCCUAUGGCCCCCUCAACCUCCAGGUGGUGCCCUAGGCCGAGCCCAGGUGAGGCACGUUUGCAAGUCUUCACCCCUGACCCUGACCCACUACUGGACCUGCUACUGACCUCUCAGGCUGGGCUGGGCUGAGCCACAGACAAGGCCACCAGUGCUGGCUAGCUCUCCGGGACUGCACUGUCUGGUUUGGGCAAGUAGCCUGGAACACACAGCUAAGCGUGGCCGUGUGGAGAGCUGGAGCCCGGGUCUUUGUCACAGGCCUGUGGGAAGAGCUCAAGGCAGGACUGUCUCCAAGGCCUUGCAAGCAGCAUCAGGGGAUCUGCUUCUCUCUCUGUGCACUUCUGUCCCCUCUGGUACUUGGCCAUUUCUGUCCUCUGUCCCCGCCUCACAUGGACACCGCUGCCUCUGUGCCCCGCGCCCUGGCCCACAGGUCAGCUGCGCAGCUGCAUCUGCUCUUUGUAGCCGAGGAAUCUGCAGCCGUAGACUCGAGCAAGCACAGAUCAGAAGUACUUUUAAAUAUUGCCUCAGUGUUGGAUGUGGACAGACUUGUUCUUGGUAUUCCCUCAGCAGUGCGGAGCAGCAGCUGUCUCAGUGUUGUCCUUGCAUUGGGUUCCACGUGUGAGUGAGGGGCUGCAGGGAGAGGGGAGCAGUUCUCUCCUUUGUACAAAGACUGAGCAGCCUUGAAUGUCAGUGCCCUUGGGAUCCUGGAAGCCACCCGGGAGGCUGUGGAGGGGCCCCUGUCCCCUCUGAGGCAACAGAGGAGGCUGCACAGCGAGAGCGGGGCAUCGCUCAGCGCCAGCCUGUGCAGAGUUGCCCUCUGUUCGUGGACUGCCCUGCAGCAGGGCUGUGCCCACCCACACUGCCAUCAGCACCACCAGACUGAGUGGGAGUUUGGGGUUUAGGUUCCCAAAGCUGUGGCAGUGCAGCCUGGAUCCAGAGCAGGUGCUCGUGUCCCCAAGCCUCUCCUCUCACUGCGCUGUCAUCUCUGUCACUGUACUUGGGCCGAAUCACAGCUCCUUGUGUAACGUGGGCCCCCAGGGGGUGCCUGGCAUCACACUGCUCACAAGGGUUUCUCUGUGAGAUGACGCAGGCGCACACAGCUCUUGCAGAGCGCGCUGCAGAAAAGCAGCGCCCGAAGGAAGGCCUCUGCGCUGGCCACAGCUGGCCUCAAGCAGCAGCAGCGUGGAGCCGCGAGUGGUGACCACACCUGCAACUCCUGUCUCAGGAGGUUGAGGCAGGAGGA
Molecule: messenger RNA, 2789 nt
Organism: Octodon degus (degu)
Lineage: Eukaryota; Metazoa; Chordata; Mammalia; Rodentia; Octodontidae
Gene: Vrk3
Product: vaccinia related kinase 3
Exons: 14
Coding region: 226-1584 (452 amino acids)
Biological process (GO): signal transduction; peptidyl-serine phosphorylation
Cellular component (GO): nucleus; cytoplasm
Molecular function (GO): protein serine/threonine kinase activity; ATP binding
Source: RefSeq, a predicted model, not a curated record